AUGAUUCUCUCUUUAUAUCCCGAGCCGGCGAACAAUAGUACGCUCGUGGAGCCUUGUCCGCAUCUGACAUAUCUCCGCCACUGUCUUAACCUGGCCAAGCUGUCACCGCCGCGCCCCACCCUCUUCCGGGCCGGAGCAGUCCUGAUUUCGCGAAAACUCGUCCGGGGAACUGACAACGAGCUGUACAACGACGACCGGCUUCUAUCAUCAGGAUAUACCAUGGAGCUGGUGAAGAGACCCCAUGCGGAGCAGGCCUGUCUUUCCAACUACGCUGCCGUCCAUGGAGUCCCAGACAAUGAGGUCGGGGAUGUCCUACCCUCUGAGCCUGAUCGCUCUCUGAUCAUGUACAUGAGUUUUGAGCCUUGCGUGGAGCAUGAGGAAAGUGACAUGUCCUGCGUGCAGAAAAUCAUCGAAACAAGAAAGGAGGGGCGAAAAGGCAUCGAGAAGGUUUAUUUCGGCUCGCUGUCGCCGUGCUCGAUAAACAAUAAGUCAUCGGCACGUCAGAUGCUCGGAGAGGCCGGCAUUGAGUGGCAACUGUUCGAGGCUCUGGAGCAAGAGAUACUUUCGGUUGCAAAGGAAGGACGUGUGAAUCAAGGAAAGAUUUGA
Messenger RNA from Aspergillus brunneoviolaceus CBS 621.78, 606 nucleotides. Its product is annotated as putative DRAP deaminase. The transcript has a single exon. NCBI's taxonomy places the organism in Eukaryota, Fungi, Ascomycota, Eurotiomycetes, Eurotiales, Aspergillaceae. The record is from RefSeq and is a predicted model, not a curated record. The coding region runs from base 1 to 606 and encodes 201 amino acids. Gene Ontology annotation, molecular function: catalytic activity.